UCCCUGCGUGUAACAGUGUGUACAGUCUGAGUGAUGUCAGACCUGAUCUCAUCUCUGCACUGAGAGCAUCAGACUGGAGAAAUUACAAAAUGAAGUAUGUUUCUGGAUUCCUUUCAAUCAUUAUUGCAUUGUUCAUCACUUCAACAGGGGCUGAAGAUGUGAUGGUGUAUGGUCAGGUGGGAGGGACGGUCACUCUACCCAGAUCGAGGUGGGGUUCAGAAAGGGUGUUGGUACAAUGGUACCUUGGGAUGGACACAAAACCUUUGAUAUCCCGCAACGCCCAUGGUCGAGAGACGACAGAUCUACUGUGGAAAGACAGGCUGUCUCUGUCCAAGACGGACUUCUCCCUGAUCAUCAACAACAUCAGACUGGAGGACUUCAAAUCCUUCAGAUGUGAACUGAAGGAUUUCAGGCCAACACCAAUUACCUCAGUCACCACAUUCAGACUGUCCCAUGUGAGUGUACAGCCAGUCUCUCCCCUGUUGGCUGGGAAGAAUCUUAAUCUGAAGUGUGACAUAGAGGAAAUAUUUGAGGGGACACAGAGAAGAUGGCUUAGUCCCCAGAAACAGGACCUGAGCAAGGACACGCGUGUCCAGAUCAGAAAUGACAGCAGCCUGACAGUAAUGAAGGUCACUGGCCAAGACCAUGGAGAGUGGACCUGUGUGGUGACAUACCAGGGCAGGGAAGCCUAUGCCAACACCCAUGUUACUGUAAUAGACCUCUCCCCCGCUCAUCCACAGCCUAUCUACACCUCUGUCUCCUCCCUCUCUCUUCUCCAUCUGCCAUGUUUCUUUUCCGUUCCUCCUCCUCUAUCCUGGUCAGACAGCCAGGAAAAGAGCAUCCAGGGAGGCCGCUGGACCUUUACCCCAAGCCCAGCGGCAGGCUCCCUCACUGGGGUUGUCCAGACCCUCGCCAACCUCUCCCUGGGGCCUCCAUUAGCCUGGGUGGUCAAUCAGAAGAGAGGGCUGGAUGUCUCAGCCCUGCAGAGAAAAAAUCUAAACCUCUCCCUGUCAAAGAAAGGGGUGACGGAGGGUGACAGGGGCGAGUACACCUGCGCUGUGGAAUUCCAGAGGGACGACACCCUGAAGAGAAGUACGUGUGUGGAGGUGCUACAGGUGUUUUCCUCUCCAGCUCCAGUGGCCUUUAUAGGUCAGGAGGUCAACCUCACCUGCACCCUGGGCCACUCUCUGACCUCUGACCUGAAAGUGAAAUGGAUCCCACCACGCCAAUCCUCCCUCCGCGCUUUAAGCUCCUCCCCCCACCCCGCCCAUCUCACCAUCCCGGAAGCGAGGGAUAUACAUGGUGGGAGAUGGAGGUGUGAAUUGUGGAGGAACAAAACCAAGCUGACAUCAGUGGAGAUCACACUGAAGAUCGAGCGAGUCCCCAUGGACGUGUGGCUGUUGGUCACCAUCUGUGCCGCAGCCUUCAUCUUCAUCCUCCUCUUCAUCCUCACUGUCAUCCUCAGCCGACGCCACAGACAGCGGUUGAUGAUGCUCAGACGUGGUAAACGCAGAAUCUGCCGCUGCAAAGACCCCAAACCAAAAGGAUUCUACAGAAACUAGAGAAGUCAUACAGACCGGAAUCCCUGUCAAUGGACAAUGCCUCUACUAUUUUGUCUUAGCUAUUCUAUUCUGAUACAAAGAAAAACCAAAAGGACAAAAGAAGCAAGAAAGAAGAUGUUUUCAUGUGAUGUUUGAUAAUAGAUUUAACAAGUGUAUAUUAUCAUCCUUAAUGACCUAUGAUUGAGCUACAAUUUAACUAAUACUGUAUAUAAAUAUGUAUAGCUACUGUUGCUUUUUUACUGUACACUGAGUAUACAAAACAUUAAGAACACCUGCUCUUUCCAUGACAUAGACUGACCAGGUUAAUCCAGGUGAAAGCUAUGACCCCUUAUUGAUGUCACUUGUUAAAUCCACUUCCAUCAGUGUAGACGAAGGGGAGGAGGCAGGUUAAAGAAGCCUUAAGACAAUUGACACAAGGCUGAAUGGGCAAGACAGAAAAUGUAAAUGCCCUUGAACCGGGUAUAGUAGUAGGUGCCAGGGAGCACUGGUUUGUGUCAAGAACUGCAACGCUGCUGGGUUUUUCACGCUCAACAGUUUCCUGUGUGUAUCGCAGUGGAGGCUCCUCAGAGGACCAAAAUAAAAAUAGUUUUUUUUUUUUUUUUAAGGUAUCCUUUUAGAUACAACUAUACUAUAUAUAUUCAAAUAGUUGAUAAAAACACCCUGGUCUGCAAGGAAGGUCUACAGUAGCCUCAGCAGCACUCUGUAGGUUAGCAUUUGUUUUUUUCCGCCUGAUCACAGACAGCUGAUGUGUUGUGCACUGAAGUCCACAAGCGAAUGGGAGGAGAGAGCGCAGAUAGUGCCGUGAAGGAGUUAUAUAUAUAUAUAUAUAUAUAUAUAUAUAUAUAUAUAUAUAUAUAUAUACAACGCGCAACGGGUAUCAUGCUGUUUUCAUGUGGCUGCUAUGACAGUGAACUGUGUUUGCGUGUGAUCAGGGGUGUAUUCAUUCUGCUGAUUCUGUUGAGAGAAAAAAAGUUUCUUAAACGGAAGCAAACGGAACGAAACGGAGAUAAACAUACUUGAAUUCGUCCAAUAGAAUCUCUCAUUUGCAACUGUUGGACUAAUGAUUACACCCUAGAUCAGCUAGAAGCAGGCUAGAGUGCGCAAGGCGGUAAUGAAUGUGCCACUGUCUGUCACCUUGAUUAACAAAAAUGAUCUCAACCUGUUGUAUCAAACUCAUCAUGGGUACAGGGAAAAUUCGAGCAUCAUGUCGUAGCCUAAACCUAUCAAUGUUACAUUGAACUGGGUGAAUGGAAUAUGAAUGACAGUCAUCCAAUCUGCUGUAAUAGAAAUAAGGCCAUGUUCAUGAAAAAAUAAUCAUCCUCCCUCAUCUUAAACGGCACCGACCGCCACUGAUAUCAAGAAUGGUCCACCAGCCAAAUUUGACACAACUGUGGGAAGCAUUGGAGUCAACAUGGGCCAGCAUCCCUGUGGAGCGCUUUCGACACCUUGUAGAGUCCAUGUCACGACAAGUUGAGGAUGUUCUGAGGGGGUGCAACUCAAUAUUCGGAAGGUGUUCCUAAUGUUUGUUAUACUCCGUGGAUAUUGCAUAGCACUUUGUUUUACAGUCCAUUUUUUACCCAAUAUUUUUUUAAGAGAAUGUAAUAACAUCUUAAUACCAUAGUUUCUCACGGUUUCAGGUAGUGUGAGCAGACUGCUGCGUGAUCAGGCUCGUUCCACCAAGCUAGGAUUCAGCAGGCUACACAGUUUUGCUGAAUUGUUUGAAAUAGUAACAGAGAAAACACAGGGGUUAUUGUUGUUGUGUUAUAGGACUGUGAAAUAAAGUGUUAGAUUGUAUUUAAAUGAUUGAAUUAAACAAGAAUAAAAAAACAAGCAGUGACUGAGGGGUGGCUGAUAGGCAGCUUUAUUGAAAUACCUUCAGCGAUGGGUAGACAGACACCAACACAAAUAGAUACCCACUGUCACUUCUUCAUUUGUUUUGGCUAGUUAGAUAUGCUGUGACUGGGAUUCAAUCCAUUGCACGUUGUAGAAAUGCACAUUGCGUUUGAUUUUAAAAGAGAAUUUACACUUUAUUACCGCUGCGUUUACACUGAAUUUGAUUUCCUUCAACAUGGAAAAAUUGCAUUUAAAAUGCACAUUGUCAACAGUGCAACCCUACAAUGUGCCUUCUAUUGAAUUCCUGCCACUCUAAGCUUAUUUCAUGGUCAGUGGUGUCUUUCACCCGCUGAUUCAAGGGCAA
Molecule: messenger RNA, 3759 nt
Organism: Salvelinus fontinalis (brook trout)
Lineage: Eukaryota; Metazoa; Chordata; Actinopteri; Salmoniformes; Salmonidae
Exons: 10
Coding region: 90-1562 (490 amino acids)
Biological process (GO): T cell activation; positive regulation of ERK1 and ERK2 cascade; interleukin-15-mediated signaling pathway
Cellular component (GO): external side of plasma membrane; membrane raft
Molecular function (GO): MHC class II protein binding; protein tyrosine kinase binding
Source: RefSeq, a predicted model, not a curated record